UCACAGUCGAGCACUAUCAAGCCGAUGAUCAUGGACGACAGAGUCGCACCAUUUCUUCCCGAAGAAAUCAUAAGAAACAUUCUCAAACGUCUUCCUGUAAAAUCCCUGAUGCGAUUUCAAUGUGUGUGCAAACAUUGGAAAAAUCUCUUCAAGUGUCCAUCUUUCAUCGCUGACCACUUCCACCACUCCAGCCAUCAAAACCCUCUUCUUCUUCUCCAACCGGAACGCGAAGGUCAAUAUAUUUCUCAUUUAUAUUUGCUCGAUCGUGAGAUGCAAGUUCAUGAUCUUUCGAACUUGUUUGAUGCCAUGCGGAUCAUAGGUUCCUGCAAUGGCUUGCUCUGUGUUGAAAUCGAUGUGCAAGGAUUUGGGUUCAGUCCCAUGGUUAAUGAUUACAAGAUAGUGAGAACUUAUGCUGAGUAUAAGGAUUCGAUUUAUCAAGUGGAAGUGUAUUCAUUAAGCACUAGGUCAUGGAAAGAAGUAGAAUUCGAUUACAUGGCGGGUACACGAUUUGUUAAUGAUGCUAUAACUGCUAAUGGAUCUAUGUUUGGAUUGGGUUACUAG
Messenger RNA from Neltuma alba, 561 nucleotides. RefSeq names its product putative F-box protein At3g16210. Bases 25 to 561 code for a protein of 178 amino acids. The transcript has 2 exons. The record is from RefSeq and is a predicted model, not a curated record. Gene Ontology annotation, molecular function: protein binding. Lineage: Eukaryota; Viridiplantae; Streptophyta; Magnoliopsida; Fabales; Fabaceae.